Messenger RNA from Ilex paraguariensis (yerba mate), 916 nucleotides. Lineage: Eukaryota; Viridiplantae; Streptophyta; Magnoliopsida; Aquifoliales; Aquifoliaceae. The record is from the annotation of a GenBank genome assembly.
CCCAUCUUUAAAUUCUAUCUUUGGUUAAACCCGAGUUUCUAAACCCCUCGCAAAAAAAAAAUACCAAACAAACCGUAAGUGUUGAAGUCGAUUCCUAGAAUCAAAACAAGAUUAGGGUUUCAAAAAUCACCAUUUCCUAACCAGAGCACGUUCUUGUUGAAGAUCAAACCCCCAAAUCGAAACCCUCAAUACAAGGUUAAAGUAUGGGGGCAUUUAUAUCAAAGUUUUGGUUCAUGAUGUUUCCGGCGAAGGAAUAUAAGAUUAUAGUUGUUGGAUUGAAUAAUGCUGGUAAAACGACGACGCUUUACAAAUUGCAUUUAGGAGAAGUUGUCACCACUCAUCCUACAGUUGGAAGCAACGUUGAGGAGCUUGUUUACAAGAACAUACGGUUCGAGGUCUGGGAUCUUGGUGGGCAAGAAAGACUCCGGACAUCAUGGGCAACAUAUUAUCGCGGAACACAUGCUGUCAUUGUAGUGAUAGACAGUACAGAUAGAGCCAGGAUCUCCCUGAUGAAGGACGAACUCUUUAGGCUGCUACCUCAUGAAGAUCUUCAAAGCUCAGUUAUACUUGUAUUUGCAAACAAACAGGACCUCAAGGAUGCCAUGACUCCUGCUGAGAUAACUGAUGCACUUAACCUUCACAGCAUUAAGGACCAUGAUUGGCAUAUCCAAGCCUGCUGUGCCCUUACCGGAGAAGGUUUGUACGAUGGUUUGGGGUGGAUUGCCCAGCAUGUUACUGGGAAAGCACCAACCUAGAACUAAAAUGAUAGAAGACAAGGUUAUUACACUGCCCUUGGGUUUGAGGCUUUUAAACAGGUGGUUAUUCUGUGUACUAUCUAACUAUACGAGUGCUGUGGUUGAAUGUAUUGUCUCAUUGUUCUCAUUUUGAUUUUGCUUAUACAAGUCGUAAUCUUCUG